Messenger RNA from Oppia nitens, 8079 nucleotides. Its product is annotated as fatty acid synthase-like. The record is from RefSeq and is a predicted model, not a curated record. Bases 139 to 8079 code for a protein of 2646 amino acids. Gene Ontology annotation, biological process: fatty acid biosynthetic process. Gene Ontology annotation, molecular function: fatty acid synthase activity; oxidoreductase activity; 3-oxoacyl-[acyl-carrier-protein] synthase activity. The transcript has 17 exons. NCBI's taxonomy places the organism in Eukaryota, Metazoa, Arthropoda, Arachnida, Sarcoptiformes, Oppiidae.
UUAAAUAUGGUUAGUUUUUUAUUAAGUCAAGUAUUCAAACUUAUAGAUAACAAUAAGUAACAAAAAUAAAAAUAAAAACAAUUGUUAAGUUUUAUUGUGUGUGCAAAUCAACAACAAAAAAAUAUUUUUCAUUUAAAAAUGAAUAUAAAUAAUGAUAUAGUAAUCAGUGGUAUGAGUGGUCGGUUCCCAUUAUCUGAUAAUAUCGAUGAAUUUGCUGACAAUCUAUACAAUGGUAUCGAUAUGGUUACCGAUGCCGAUGACGGUGAUUGUCGAUGGCCUAAAGAUUUAUACGGAAUUAAUUCAAGACAAGGAAAGGUUAGGGACUUUGACCGCUUCGAUGUGUUUUUCUUCGGUAUUACUGAACAACUGAUGGAAAUUGAUCCGCAAUCGCGUAAACUAUUGGAGACCACAUACGAGGCCAUUGUCGACGCCGGUAUAAAUCCGAGUUCAUUGAGCGGCACGAAAACCGGUGUCUAUAUCGGUGUGUCGACCUAUGCUAUGACCGAUAGCUAUCCCGAAGAGAUACAGCCGGACAUUAUGGCGAGUAGACAGUCGACAAUGUUGCAGAUUGUGGGCAAUUCAAAGUCUAUGUACGCCAACCGGAUAUCCUAUGUUUUUAACUUUAAGGGACCGUCGCUUAUGACUGAUACGGCCUGUUCGGCCAGUAUUGUGGCCUUUAAUUUGGCCAUAAAUGACUUGAAAUUAGGCAAUGUUGACUACGCUGUGGUCGGCGGCACUCAUAUGACAUUUGAACCGUUUAUCGUCCAAAUGUCUCAGGAGAUCAGUGUUUGUUCACCGCGUGGCCUGUCGUCGGUGUUAGACCAGGAGGCAGAUGGCUUUGUCAAGGGUGACGCCAUUGCCUGUCUAUUCCUCCAGAGACGACCCGAGGCUCGCCGUAUCUAUGCCUCAGUGUUGGCCAGUCGUGUCAAUGUUGACGGCAAGAAAACCAAAGGCAUGUUCUUUCCAUCGACAGAAGCACAACAAGAUCUGAUGAUUAUGACCUACAAAGAGGCUAAUGUGGAUCCAUUGAAAGUCAACUAUUUUGAAGCUCAUUGUACGGGAACCAGAGUGGGCGAUCCUCAAGAGGUUAAGGCCAUCUAUAAUGCCUACUGUUCGACACCUAAUCGUAUAGGAUAUCUACCGCUUGGUCUACUCAAGAGUAGUACGGGUCAUACGGAAGCGGCAUCGGGUGUAUCGGCAAUCAUUAAGACAUGUCUAGUAUUUGAAAACGAGUUAAUACCGGCUAAUAUUAAUCUGAAAACAAUAAAAAAUGAAUGCAAACACUACUGUCCACCACUGUAUCCCAAUACUGAACCAUUGGCCUAUGAGCCAGCCAUUGCCGGCAUAAAUAACUUUGGCAUUGGAGGUGCCAACGGACACGUACUCAUUGAAUGUAAUUAUAAGUUGGCCGACGAUAAAGGCCUGGAUAUUGCCGAACCCAUACCGCGUAUUGUAAACAUCUGCGGCCGCACUGAAGCCGCCAUUCAACACGUGUUUGAAUUUAUCGAAAAAAAUCCUCACAAAAUCACGCGCGACUUUUUAGCCCUUUUGACCGAUACUAUGAAAGUCAGUCCCAGUGUUAAUUCAUCUGGAUUUCCCUACAGAGGAUCAAUUAUUUUAAAGAAAUUAAGUGAUGACAACAAUAAUAACAAAAACAUUAGAUAUGAAUAUAAAAAACAAUUUUCAUUAUUUAAAUGCAAAUCUUUAAGACCUGUUUGGCUGUUGUUUCCGGGUUUGGGCGGACAAUGGCCUGCAAUGGCUAAGGCUUUAAUGCCAAUCGAUAUCUUCAAAAAUAAAGUCGAAGAAUGUCAUAAAAUAUUACUUGAAUUUAAUGUCAAUUUAAAACAUUGGUUACUCUCUGAAGAUAACACUUCCAUCUCAACAAUGACUGCUAAGUUCUGUACGACAACUGCUAUAGAGUUGGCGUUGUUUGAUGUGAUUAAAGCAUUGGAUAUCAAUGUCGACGGUAUUAUUGGACAUUCAUUUGGUGAGAUAGCCUGUGCUUACGCUGACGGAUGUCUGACCACAAAAGAGGCAAUAAUUGUGUCAUACAUUAGAGGAGCCGUCACUGAAAACGAUAAGAAAAUACCGAAAGGUUUGAUGGCUGUCGUGGGUCUGUCGAAAAACGAAGCAAAGAAAUUGUGUACACAAGGAGUGUAUGUGGUCUGCAAUAAUGCCAAAGAUACUGUUGUCGUAUCUGGCAAACAACAAGAAAUGGAGGAAUUGAUUGAAAAGAUACGAUCUAUGGGUGUAUUUGUUCGCCAAUUGGACAGCAGUGGUAUACCCUAUCAUUCGCCAUAUAUGGAGAGUUCGGUUAAGCCAAUGAUUGAGACAACCAGAAAAUACAUAUUAAAACCACGGCUCAGAUCCAGUCGAUGGUUGUCGACAUCAGUGGUAAACUUAGAACAACAGGACAAUGACAACAACGACAUCUUGAAAUACGCUUCUUCAGAGUAUUUUGCAUAUAAUGUGUUAAAUUCUGUCCAUUUUUAUGAUCGCCUGAAAACACUUCCGACCGAUUCGAUUGUCAUAGAGAUGGGUCCGCAUACGGUAUUCGGCAAAAUAGUUACCGAAACUCUUGAGUCGUCCACUUAUUUGUCGUUUAUGAAGAAAGACUCGAACGACACGAAUUUGGAUCUGUUUUUGUCGUGUUUGGCCAAACUAUACGAAUUGGGAUUAAAUCCGUCUAUCGAUAAGCUCUAUCCGCCUGUCGAGUGGCCAGUGGCCAGAAAUACCCAAUCAAUAGGAUCGCUCAUUCGAUGGGAUCAUUCGCAUCAAUACAUUUGCAGAAAAUAUCCCGAGUUUUAUACCCGAAGCACGGCAUCGGAUAUGAACGUUGCGGUCAACAUACAGAUGCCUGAAGAUUGUUAUUAUGCCGAUCACGCUAUCGACGGCAACAUACUAUUUCCGGCCACCGGCUAUAUAAUGUUAGUUUGGCGACACUUUGCCAGCUAUUGCGGCAAAAUCUGGAACAAAACGGCCGUCCAGUUUGAAAACAUACAAUUCAAACGAUCAGUUUUUCUGUCCGAUACGUCGCCGACCCGAUUGAAAGUCAGAUACUUUCAAAAUAGCCAUGAUUUUGUAAUAUUGGAAAAUGAUAAUGUUUGUUGUUCGGGUAAAGUUAGCCGAUUAACCGAUGAUGGACUAUACGCACAGAAUCUAAUCUAUGAGAAUGAUGAGAACCGGGAGCUAACCGAUGAGUAUAGUUUGUCCAGAGAUGACAUCUACAAAGAGUUACGUAUUGUUGGCUACGAUUACGGACCGGCAUUCAGACGUCUGAAACGGGUUCGGACCAACAAUUUUGUCGAAAUACUCGGUAGUUGCGAAUGGAACGGACUGUUUGUACCGUUUCUCGACUCAGUACUACAGUCGACGGCAUUUGUGUUACCGUUUCGUAAGCUAAUGGUACCCGUAAUGAUCAAAUCGCUUAAAAUCGAUCCGAAACUGUUUUUCGAGGCUAUCGUCAAAAAUCGAUUGACCGUCGAUGAUGACGACCAAGUCGUCAACAAAAUCGCCGACAAAGACUGUCAAGAAGUGGCCAAAUGGAAAUGUCGUCCUAAGGAACUGGAUGUUAACGAACAGACAGCUUAUACGGAUUUAUAUGAACAGACCGAUGAAAUACUUAAACAGAUUUCUGAACGCUUUCAUAAAUACAAAUCGUUGGUAUCGUUUUAUUUUGAUUACGACACGAAAUUGUUGGUCACCUAUGGUAUCGAAAUCUGCGAUCUCAUAGUGUUUCCCAUUACCCGACGAUCAGACAAUCAGGAUCUGGUACUCGAUUCCUAUGAGUUUGUCGCCAAUGAGGACAUGGAUGCCAUCGAACCGUCCCUAAAGCAUACGAUUUCUGAAUAUUUAGAGGUUUGCAAAAUGUUGAUUGUUUUGAUAAAAAAAAUUGAAAAAUAUAGAAAAUCAUUAAACAAUGAAAAUUUUGUAAUUAAAAUUGUUGGAAAAAUAUGGUCAGAAAUUAAGUCCGAACCUGAAUAUGAUUUUGCUAAAGACAUCACUAAUGAGAUCCAUACAAAUGAUUUGUUGUUACGAUCGUUGGUCGAUAUUGUCAAUGAAAAUCUGGUGCCACAAAAAUCCAUAAAUGUUGUUGAAAUUAACUUAACUCAUGGAUUGUUGGCCAAAGAAAUUGAAAAAUUAAUGUCAAACUAUCAUUUCUAUCCAAUUGAUGUCAACUACAAACUAAUUGUCCGAUCGAUGGAUGUAUUGCUAAACGAUUUAUCAUUACAGGACAGAUAUGCUGCCAGUGUUUGGCAGACAAGAGAUAGUGAUUUUCCCACUGAUAUAUCGAUUGCCGAUUUUAUUGUUGCGAGAGAUUCGCAGCAUAUCUACGAUGACAACAACAUAGAUGUCGACAAAUUUAUCAUAAAUUUAAGCGACUAUAUUGUCAGCAAUGGAUUUUUGUUGACAAUUCAUAGAUAUAGGUUUACGGAUACGGAGCUAAUGUUAAACAACAUCGUCAACAACGAUACAGUUAAGAGUGGAAAACUGUUGGACAACACGUUUCUGGAGCAACGGAUCGACCAGUUUAUUACGGCUGCUAAUCGAGCGGGUCUUCGGCUAAUUGGCCGCAAAUACGACACCAUCGGUACUAUGGCUCUACUCUAUCGCAAAACGGCUAGCGAACUGGUCAAUGGCAACCCUGAUUUAUCAAAAGUGAUCAUGGUCGAUUCAUUAGACUAUGAUAAUUGGUUACCAAAAUUGCAAGAAAAUAAAUCAAGUAGUGAUACAGUUUGGCUGAUGGCCAUUGAUUCCUAUAGAAACGGUAUUAUAAGUCUAAUUAAUAGCCUAAGACUGGAACCGGGAGGCAAUUGUUUCAAAUGUAUUAUCGAUUACAAUAUUACGACCGAUAAUAAUGAUAUCAAUUGUUUGGAUUUUUAUCAAAAAUACAAACAUAUUUUGGCCAAUGGUUUGGCUGUUAAUGUCAUCAACAAAUAUGAUGGCAAACAUCAGCCAAAAGUGGGAACUUAUAGACAUCUCAAACUAAACAAAGAUUACGAUAAAAUCAGAUCCAAUGACUACUUCUUGAGUAUCGGUCAGGGAAGAGAUCUGUCAAGUCUUCAAUGGUUUGAUUCUCGAUGUUUGGUGCCGUCCGAUGAAGGAGUCUAUGAUUUUUUAAAUAACCGAAUAAAACAAAUACCGAUCAAUAUAUACAGUUCUGGACUAACAUUUCGUGACGUUAUGUUUGCAACCGGUCGUUUAACAAUAUCAGAGUUGGAAUUAAUUACUGAUUGUUUAAUUGGUUAUGAGUUUGUCGGACGUCGUAUAGACACUGGUGAACGGGUUAUGGGUAUGAGUAUAACCCGAUGUUUUGCUACUAGUGUUCAGGCAAAUAGCAAAUUUAUAACUAGUAUACCGACACACUGGUCAAUGGAUGAUGCGGUCACUAUAUUGACCACAUAUAUCACCGUUUGGUAUGGUUUGAUAUAUAGGGCUGAUUUAAUGAAGAAUGAAAGUAUUUUAAUACAUUCGGGUGCUGGAGGUGUGGGUCAGGCGGCCAUAAAUAUAUGCCAAUACUAUAACUGCGAUAUCUUUGUGACGGUUGGAACUGAAGACAAAAAACAGUUUCUUAUCAAAGAAUAUAAUAUUCCUGAAAACAGAAUAUUCAGUUCAAGAGAUAUAUUGUUUAAGUUAAGGAUAAAACAGUUAACUAAAGGAAAAGGAGUCGAUUUGGUAUUGAAUUCAUUGACCGGUGAAAAAUUGGACGCCAGUUACGAGUGUCUGGCAAAUAGGGGUCGGUUUGUUGAACUGGGAAAGUAUGAUCAAAUGCAAAACAAACAGAUCGGUAUGUUUGACUUUUUGAGAGAUAUAUCAUUCAUUGGUGUCGCUUUCGAUAUGUGUCUGUUUGAGGCUCAGGAUUUUGCCAUCAAUUUCUUUGAAUGGAUGCAUAAAAACUCUUCAAAUGGAUGUAUUAAACCAAUUAAUAGGACUGUAUUUGGAGUUAAUGAAGCGGAAAAGGCAUUCAGGUAUAUGACAACCGGUAAACAUAUCGGAAAAAUUAUUAUUAAGAUUAGAGACGAAGAAUCCGAUAGAAAUGCUGUUAAAGAUAUGAAUCCAUCCAUUGGUUUAUUAGUAACAACUAAGACAUAUUUUAAUCCAAACAAAGUCUAUAUAAUAACGGGUGGUUUGGGUGGUUGUGGUCUUGAAUUAGUUCAUUGGAUGCUAUAUAAGGGGGCAAAAAAGUUUGUCCUAAACUCACGUAAUGGCAUCAAAAAUGAUUAUCAAAAAUAUAUUUUGAAACGUUUAGAAACUUUCGGUAAAAAAUACAAAAUGUUUUCAUCGGAAAUCAUAGUAUCGACGGCUAAUUGUCUGACAAUUGACGGCACAAAACAACUUUUAGGUGAAUCACAACAAUUGGGUAAAACAAUUGGCGGUGUCUUUCAUUUGACACUAUUAUUGAAUGAUCUGUUGCUGGAAAACCAAACAACUGAUACAUUUGGUUCAACUGUUGCCUCAAAAUAUGCAAUAUUUGCUAAUUUGGAUCAAAUGACUCGCAAAUUGGACAUCAAAUUAGAUUAUUUUGUUGUAUUUUCGUCGUUAAUUGCGGGCAAAGGAAACGGCGGUCAAAGUAACUAUGCUUUUGGUAACUCAAUGUGCGAACGAUUAUGCGAACAAAGAUCUGGUGAUGGAUUGAAAGCACUGGCCAUACAAUUUGGUCCGAUCGGUGAUGUGGGCGCCCUGUCUAACAAGGAUCAGGUCGUCCAGAUGUCUAAUAUGAAGAAACAGAGAAUCAAUUCGGUUUUUGAAGUCAUGGAUAGACUACUGGCCGUCGAUAAACUGAUUGUCACUUCAUAUCUAAUAUCUGAACGAAUAAUGCAAUCGGAAAGCCGUCAAAAACGUGUGAUUAAGAAACUUUGGCGAGCAUUGGGCGUCCAUCCGGACAAUACACCCGAUUAUCUAUCACUCGGCGAACUCGGACUGGAGUCGAUGUUUGCCGUCGAAUUGCAACAGGAGUUGGAACGGGAGUAUAAUAUAAAAAUAUCGUUGAAUAACAUCAGGAAUAUAACUGUCCAACACAUCAAACUCUAUGAUUCGGGUCGAGUGGAUGACGUUAGCCGAUACGUCCAGGAGUUUGAAAUGGCCAAAACCAAUCUAUUGAACUUGAAAUUCAUUAUACCGACGGAUAGGACCGUCAAAUUGAAUAACAUUACCGCUGGUCGACCCAUAUAUUUAUUGCCGACCGUCGACGGAUCGUUCAAACAAUUUGAAGCGCUGGCCAAACGAUUUCGUAGGCCAGUUGUCGGUAUCAAUUGGACGCGCGAUUUGGAUGGCAUAGAAUCGGUCAAUGAUAUGACCAAAUAUUUUAUAGACCUAUUGAACACUAUCCACAACAACAACAACAACAAUGAUUUGUUGUACGACAUCGUCGGCUACUUUGACUGUGCAUUCAUUGCCACUAAAAUAGUCCGCAAGACUCGUGGUGUCAAACGAGCCGUUAUUAUUGAUAUACUAUCGGAAACACAGUUCAAUGAGGACGCGGUUACCGAUGAAUUCCUAAUGGAGUUUAUCAUCGGUUUUAUAUCGACUAAUAUCCCGAAAUCGAUUAAGUAUAAGAUCUAUCGUGACAUGAAAUCCGAGCCAACUAUUGAUGCACGUGUUCAGCGCGCGUGCAACGAAAUACGCGAGUUUGCCGGCCACGGUCUGGUGGCCACCGAUUUGGAAGAAAUUUUGCGUAAUUCACUGAAACGGGCAAAACUGUUGACCGAUUAUAGGUCGCAGAAAAUGAAGAAAUUGAUGACACAAACGAAGUCCAAGAAUCUGAUGGAUAAAUGGUCUAAAAGUAGGCAAAAGCUAACAAUAAUCAAACCGUUGUUCAAAGAGUUCAAUAAUAUUGAUGACGAAGAAGUGUUUGUCAACAAAACAAAUCAGUUAUACUUUUUGCCAACAAAUCCGGAAACAAAUAAUUUGACGUUUAAUUUAAUUAAAGUCGACGAACAUUACAUAUCAAUUGCAUCGGAAAAAAUUGAGGUUUUACCCAAUUACCGGUCACCAGAGGGCAGCACAUCUCAACCUACUUGUUCCCAACAGUCCAACACAUGCGCACCGAUACCUAUACCUCAAGUCAUUGCUAUAUAA